AAAAAAAAAAAAAAAAAAAAAAGAAGCCAAAGCUAAAACAAAGCAAAAGGAAGAAAGAGCUUCACUUUCAACGCAACCAAAUGCCUCGUCGAAAAUCAUGAAGACAAAGUGCUUUUCCCCACAGUUCCUUCUCUACCGAGAAUUGCGGGCCGUCCGGUUCUUCUCUUUCCUCUCUCUUUAGCAAUCGCACAAUUCACACUCUAAAUCGAACUCUCUAGAAUUUUCUGAUUCGGCUUCUUCAAGGUCGUCGACCAUAUCCAGAAAUGCUCAAAGUUUACACAACAUAUAUAUCUGCUUGACCUCAUCUGUGAAUGACAUUCUUAAUUGAAAAGUAUACUCUUGUUCAAAUGUAUAUUUAAAAGUACAGUUUCCCCCUCUUAAAGGAAAGGUGAGGUAUUUAACAGUUGAAGCACAUGGAGUCUGCAAGGUGUUGGUUUAACAAAUUGAAGUCAAAAGAUAAGUUGAAGUCUGACAAGAAAAAGGAAACCAUGGGCAACGGGAAGGAGGGGUCAAAAGCCCCUACAAGUGAAGAAGCACCAUCUAAUGUAACCAAGCAGCGGGUUGCUGCUGCAAAGCAGUAUAUUGAAAACCAUUACAAAAAGCAGAUGAAAGACCUGCAAGAGAGGAAGGAACGACGUAAUAUACUGGAGAAGAAGUUGGCUGAUGCUGAGGUGUCUGAGGAAGAGCAAAAUAACCUAUUGAAGUAUUUAGAGAAGAAGGAAACAGAAUACAUGCGCCUUCAGAGGCAUAAAAUGGGUUCUGAUGAUUUUGAGCCCUUGACAAUGAUAGGCAAGGGUGCAUUUGGGGAGGUCAGAAUCUGCAGGGAAAAAUCAACCGGUCAUGUAUAUGCUAUGAAGAAGCUUAAGAAAUCAGAGAUGCUUCGCAGAGGCCAGGUUGAACAUGUGAAAGCGGAAAGGAAUCUACUUGCAGAGGUUGAUAGCAAUUGCAUUGUAAAACUCUAUUGUUCCUUCCAAGAUGAAGAGUAUCUAUAUCUCAUCAUGGAAUACCUACCCGGUGGAGAUAUGAUGACUUUACUCAUGCGCAAAGAUACACUAACUGAAGAUGAGGCAAGGUUUUAUGUUGGAGAAACUGUCCUGGCUAUUGAGUCAAUCCACAAACAUAAUUAUAUUCAUAGAGAUAUCAAGCCUGAUAACUUGCUACUUGAUAGAAAUGGUCACAUGAAAUUAUCAGAUUUUGGGUUAUGCAAGCCAUUAGAUUGCAGUAAUCUCCAGGAAAAGGAUUUUUCUAUUGGAAACAACCUCAGUGGAACUCUUCAGAGUGAUGGACGCCCUGCAGCACCAAAGCGCACACAACAAGAGCAAUUGCAGCAUUGGCAGAGAAAUAGGAGGAUGCUUGCUUAUUCUACUGUUGGGACACCUGACUAUAUUGCUCCAGAGGUUUUGCUGAAGAAAGGAUAUGGAAUGGAAUGUGAUUGGUGGUCUCUCGGGGCGAUCAUGUAUGAAAUGCUUGUCGGAUACCCACCCUUUUACUCAGAUGAACCUAUGUCAACUUGUAGGAAGAUAGUUAACUGGAGAACUCAUUUAAAAUUUCCAGAAGAAGCAAAGCUAUCUCCAGAAGCUAAAGAUCUCAUCAGUAAACUCUUAUGUAAUGUUGACCAAAGGCUUGGCACAAAAGGCGCAGAUGAAAUAAAGGCUCACCCAUGGUUUAAAGGUACAGAAUGGGAUAAACUUUAUCAAAUGAAAGCCGCAUUUAUUCCUGAGGUUAAUGAUGAGUUGGACACUCAAAACUUUGAGAAGUUUGAAGAGGGUGACAAUCAAAUUCAGACGUCAGCAAAAGCUGGUCCAUGGAGAAAGAUGCUCUCAUCUAAGGAUAUUAAUUUCGUUGGUUAUACAUACAAGAACUUCGAAAUUGUAAAUGAUAAUCAGUUACCUGGGAUUGCUGAACUAAAAAAGAAAAGCACAAAACCUAAGAGGCCCUCUAUCAAGUCCCUUUUUGAAGAUGAGUCAGCUGAAGCUAAUCAACCUGUGCAAGGGAGCUUUCUAGGUCUCCUGCCUCCUAAAAUAGAUGAAGUUCCUGAGCUGCCAAACAAAUCGAAAUGAUCCAGGCUAGUCUCUAUAUGCCAUUAGAUGGUCAUGCACUCACAGAUGUUUGAUUGAAGGUCAACUGAGGAAGAUCGUGUUUACUAAUGCGUAGGGCUUUUUGGUUCGCUGAUUCCUGCAGAUAUGUUACCGGAAUGAAAGUUUCAGGGGGCAAAGGCUCCGAGGACGAGCGGUUUGAGAUGCUAAUUCGCUGUUGGCUUAGUUUAACGUUCUUUAUCUUUGUAAAAUAAUUUCAUGGUAAAUAUUCUUUUGAAAAAAUGUUAUGUCAUUUGAUUUACCCUCAUCUGUCAAGAGUGAGAAAUUCCUUGCAGAAGUUGUAUUAUGGUUUUUCAUGUAAUUAUUAACAUUUCGGUAUUGGGUUGAUUAUAGAUUGUACCGUUACACAUGUAAUUAUUAAGAUCUUGAAACUCUAUUUCCUGGAGAAUUCAUUCAUCCUCCGGCUUAAGAUCAGUAUGAAUUGCCGGAUUUAAUUUGUUUAA
Molecule: messenger RNA, 2539 nt
Organism: Jatropha curcas
Lineage: Eukaryota; Viridiplantae; Streptophyta; Magnoliopsida; Malpighiales; Euphorbiaceae
Biological process (GO): protein phosphorylation
Molecular function (GO): protein serine/threonine kinase activity; ATP binding
Source: RefSeq, a predicted model, not a curated record